CUGUGUACUCCGGGGCACUGAGUGCUGGCUGUGGGCUGUCUCCUUCAGCCCCUGCCCCAGGCGUGUGCGGCUCAGCCUCAGGCACUUGAAGGAUCGGGUGGAUUUACUGUCACUUCUCCGGGGACUGCCGAGGCGGGUGGAUGCAGGGAGGGAGGAGAGGAUGCUCGCGGCCAGCCGGCCGGCACCUCGCGGGUGAGCCGUUCCUCGAGUGGCCAGCGGUGUUGGGAGGAGCACGGAUGGACUGACUGCCGCCCUCCUCCCCACUCGGACAUGGACAAGCGUGGCACGUGCGGCUCUUGGAUGGCCAGAAGUGGGAUUCCCAGGCCCCGGGUAGUGCUGGCUCCUGCCCGGGCAGGCAGCUGUGCCCAGGUGCUGAGCAGCACCAGAAAUUGUCCUUGCAAAAUGAGCCAGCUUCCUCCGAAGAGUCCUUUGGCAUCCCUGGUGUCAGAGGGCACGAAUUCCAGGGUAGAGGCUUUGGACAACUUGUCAAUGGACAGUUUCUGGCUAGAAGUAGAGAACAUUAAACAGAGUGCUGAAGUCGAGCAAGAGGAAUGCAGCCUUGCAGAUGUCAAAACACAAGACGAGGGAGAAGCUGAAGCUGAGUGGCUCCAGGACGCGGGUCUGUCCGAGCUCCUCGAGACCGUGGCUUCGGACAGUGACAACCUCGUGCUGCUCUCCACCCUGACCCAGACCCAAGCGGCCGCUGGCAGCGCCGGCUGGACACCUACUCCCCGCUCCCGCCGGAGAAGAAACAAGCACUCUGUGCGUGAUGUCCGGGACAUUUUCGGAGUGGCCAGCUCGGAGGAGACAGUAGCAGAGAAAGAGGAGUCCAGCCCCGAUCUGUUGUGGCAGAAUCUCCAGACUGCAAAUGCACAGAGAAAAACCCAGGAUUACUCCCGCGCAGUUCGAAACCCUGGAAAAGAGGAGACGUUCAACAUGGAUGUUGCCUACUCAGAGCAAGCAGCUAUCCUCCUCAAGGGAUCCUUCCUGUCUGAAUCUAGGAAGUUAAAGGAUGGAAAUGCUCUAACUAAAUUUAAGAUCCUCAAGGGCAGACUAGGAGUGACCAGGAUUGGAGAUCUGUCUGCUCAGGACAUGAAGAAGAUCCCCACACUGGCCCUCAUUGAACUGACAGCUCUCUGUGAUAUCCUGGUUGAGCUGAAGAGAAACAAAGCAGCAAAACUGAAAACAACAGAGAAAAGGCUUUUCGGAGUUCCACUCAACACCCUGUUGGAAAAUGACCAAAAGCUGCUUCCCAACACCAAGGUUCCUCUGCUACUCCAGGCACUGUUGUCCUGCUUGGAGAAGAGAGGACUUGAAACAGAGGGCAUUCUGAGAGUUUCUGGGUCUCAGACCAGGAUCAAGAGUCUGGAACAGAAGUUAGAAAGGGAGUUCUACACUGGCCUUUUCCGCUGGGAUGAAGUGCACCAGAAUGAUGUGUCUGGGCUGCUGAAGAGGUUCAUACGGGAGCUGCCAGCCCCGCUGCUAACAGCAGAGUACCUCCCUGCUUUUGCUGCUGUGCAAAAUAUUCCAGACCUGAAGCAAAGGUUGCAAGCGCUGAACCUCCUGAUCCUGAUUCUGCCAGAGCCCAACAGAAACACUCUAAAGGCUCUACUUGAGUUUCUCAGCAAAGUGGUUGCCAGGGAGAACAACAACAAAAUGAACCUCUGGAAUGUUUCCACAGUCAUGGCCCCAAACCUCUUUAUGCACAAGGGGCUGCCAAACAAGAUCCCUGAAGGGAAGGAGAAGCAGCUGGCAGAGGGAGCGGCUGACGUGGUACGGAUGAUGAUACAUUACCAGGAUCUGCUCUGGACAGUCUCCUCUUUUCUGGUAGCUCAAGUGAGAAAGCUGAAUGAAAGCAACAGCAAAAGGUACCAAUUCUGUGACAAGCGAAUUAAAAAUUUGUUGCGCAAGAUUCAUGCUGAUAAAGAUAAGGUGGAAAAGAACCAGGCAGAGCCUUCGAAGAUUGUGAAAGUCCACGCAUCACUCUUCCUGAAGGACUCACUGGAGGUGCAUUUGAACAAUGCAACCAGGGUUGCAGAUGUCCUCAGGCAGUUUCAAAAGAAGCUGUGCCAGAAUGGCUGGAAUAUUGUUAACACUGUCAACCUCCUCAAGUGUAACAACUCAACAGAGUGCACAAACUUAUUUCUGUAUGAAGUGGGAGGUAAUAUUGGUGAACAUUGCCUGGACCCAGACACUUACCUCUUGGACUUGUACCACAUCAAUCCCCAUACUGAGUGGAUAAUUAAGCAAAACCCAUCUUAUCCUCGGAUGUUCUAAGGAAAAGAUGAGAAAAACGAAGCAUUUGGUUGAAGUUUUUGCAAGUUGUGGAAAUAGAGACAUUUCAGGUGUAGUCACAGACUGGACAAUGCUUGUGACUUUGGAGGAAAAACAACUUUAUUUACUGCUUCCAUGGCAGCUGGCAGUGUGGUACAUGAGCCUACCUGCUAAAAGAGCUGUUGGAAACAAGCAGCAAUUCCUAUGUAGAAGACUUGGCAGGGGGAAUGACUGUUCUUAAACAAAAUAUCCCCCCAAAACAAGCCCUGAAAGCAAAGCAACAGUGAUUGUGCAGCAAAUAUGGAAUGUAAAAGAAGAAAGGUCAACUUGAAGAUUUUAGAAAACAUCUGUCUAUUCUGGAUUUGCUCUUUUUUUUGUUGUUGUUUUUUGGUCGCAUCCACCAUUUGGAGGAGAGACAGUCAAAUUGCUGCAGUGGUAUUAAGGAUAUCCCCUUGGUAAGGUCCAUGAUUGCCUGGUGCACAUCACCAGAAGUUGAGACCAUAGAUUUCACUAAGAGACACUGUUAUGUUCUUUGAAGAAUGAAGAAGGGUGUUUGCAAAAAGGCCAGGUGGAAUGUGAUACCAACACCCUGUAUUUAAUGACUGCAGAUAAAUACAUACGCAACACAAGAACAUAACUCUCCUUGCAAAAAAUGGACAGCAACCUUUCAGGUGUGCAGUGUGACAAGAGAGAUGUGUGUCCUAUACAGCCCUGCUGGUAAUGCAAAACCAAAUCUACAGGCUGCCAUUGAUGAGGGUAAAACAUGCAUUUAUUUUACUGGACAACCUAUAUGUCAACAGAAAACAGGAAAUAUUCUGAAGUUAAUUUGAGGUUAGUAAUCUGACCUGGCUGCAUAAACUGAACAUCUUUGUGGAGGAUUCUGUGUCAACAUGUCCGUCCAAAACAAACCAAGCCUCCCCUGAGAUGUGAAGUGGCUGAACUGAGAGGUCUGUGCCUGUACCUGGUCACACAGUGGGUACUGAACUGAGCCUUCAUUGCUCCAGCUGCACGUUUCCAUCCCUCACAGCACAAUGUGGUCGCUGUGGGUGGAGAAUGAGGGUAGAGCAAAACACUUGCACCUCACGUUGCUGCUGCAUCAUCAUCAUCCAACCCCAGCUAAAGAGGACUCUACUCGUGGAGGAGGAGCACAGAAGAAUUGUAUUCCUUUGUGAUGUUACUGAAAUAUCUUGUGUGAGGGAACCCACUGUGCAGUUACAGAGGAUGGAACGUGCAUCAUAUCCAGAAAUCCGGAUGUCUCUUUUUAUGUACUGUUAUUAAACACUGUUGGAUAUUUAUUCCUGUGGCAGAGGCAGGGCUGCCCUGCAAGUGUAUGCUCAAAGUAUUUCAUUUGCCAAAUUCUAGGUGCACUAGUGACAAUCUCCAGUAUUAUUUCUUUUGUUAAAUUAAUUGGUUUCCAUUGCAAUCUGAAUUUUCCUCCCUCUCCUUUUUUUCCCCGAGGUGGAUGUGUAGUUUUCCUUACUCUUUAUCUCAAACUCCUAGUUUCUGUUGUAAGGGCACUUCACUCUGUGUCUGUGUGGUUAAAUUCUUGUGGUGGUUAAGAUCCUAGAAGAACAGGUGAGCCAUAGUCCAUAUUCUUUCCAGCCUGUUAUGAACAGUAUAUGAGUGGCGAUGAUAUCUUAAAAUUAUGCAUAUAUUAGAGAGUCCGUCUAGUAUUUUUUGGUUGAGAUGAUGCAGAUGCAUUGACUGGUUGGACCAUCUUCACAGCUAUCUUCUUAAGAAACGAUAAUAUAAACUUGCAGAAAAACCACCUCCCAACCCUGACUGAGAUCCCCCAUGUCAAGAAUUCUUGAGGGAGGUGCCUCUUUUAUAGGGUUUAAAUUGUGCCUAAAAGAGCCUGAUUGUUUUCCUUGAGGAUGAGAAAUUUGUGCCUUGAAAGAUCAAGCUGCUUUAAAAUGGGGCAUUAAAAAUCAAUGGUACUUAUUCACUCAUCACUUGUAGAAUUCUUUGUUGCAGUGAUGGAGUUGGCAAAGAGCGAAUGCCAGAAAUGUGAUAACCCGAGAAAUACCCAACUCAUAAAGGCAUGGGUGUGAGCUCAAAGAUCUUUUGCAGGCUAAAUUGCACCCCUGCAAAUCACAUGAUGCUGCAUUUUUUUUCCACCCCUCGUGUGCUGGUUUAUUAAACAUACUGUCAGUAUGUAUUGAGGGGUCACUACAUCACUGCUACUGUAAACUACAAAUGAUUGGGAUUUUUUGAAAACCAAACAAUGUGAAUCAGUGCUGUGAAAACCAAGGUUCGUGGGAGAUUCUUAAGAGACAAAUAUCAGGUCUCAAACAUGAAAGGAAAUGUAAAAAA
Chiroxiphia lanceolata (lance-tailed manakin) is the source of this 4587-nucleotide messenger RNA. RefSeq names its product Rho GTPase activating protein 40 (gene ARHGAP40). Gene Ontology annotation, biological process: signal transduction; regulation of actin filament polymerization; regulation of small GTPase mediated signal transduction. Lineage: Eukaryota; Metazoa; Chordata; Aves; Passeriformes; Pipridae. Gene Ontology annotation, molecular function: GTPase activator activity. The record is from RefSeq and is a predicted model, not a curated record. Gene Ontology annotation, cellular component: cytoplasm.